Molecule: messenger RNA, 2969 nt
Organism: Orbicella faveolata
Lineage: Eukaryota; Metazoa; Cnidaria; Anthozoa; Scleractinia; Merulinidae
Product: major facilitator superfamily domain-containing protein 6-A-like
Cellular component (GO): membrane
Source: RefSeq, a predicted model, not a curated record
UUAUUUUUGCGGAUCGUGGAAAAAACCGCAAAAAUCGCAAAAAUUAGAACCCACACAUUAGUGCCACACGGUACUUUAAAAUGGAAGUCGUUCCGGUCACAAAAGACGUACGUACACAUUGCGAGCCUAUGUGAAGGCCCGCGCGCGUUGACUGGGAGCUAGCCACGUUUCAUGAAAUUCAAAUGAGCAUUCACGCGCCAGGCGCCACGUUUCAGUGAAUUUUCCGCAAUUCCGCGAUCAGCUGAGCGAUGUUGUAAACAAAAUAUUUAAAUUACAUUUAAAGAGGACGAUCUUAGAAUGGCUUCCUAGCUUCUGGAAUUACUUAUAAAAUGGAAGUCCAAGGAUUACACCGUACGAAGUUACCUCUGAUCAACCGUUCGCUACUGCCAACAAAGCUACUCAACCUGUUCUUGUCGGCGGGCGAAACGAACUUGCUGCCGUUUUUGCCCAUGUACUAUCGUUUUAUUGGACUGACAGCCUUUCAAAGCGGUAUUUUAGGAUGCGCGAGACAUUUGGUAUCCUUUUGGGCUUCCCCUUUGCUGCGGAUUCUAGCGGAAAAGACAAACAGGAGGAAGUUCCUUUUUCUCGCGUUACUAUUGGCUGCUGUGAUUUCCAACAUUUCUCUUGGACUAACAAACACAGUUGUGUCCACAAAAAAAUUUCGGGCCUACAACUGCGAGAAGAUUGCAUUUAGUCACAGUAUUUCGAGAGUCAAUGGAUCAAACUUUAGUCAACUAAAUGCAUCAACAACAUCAGGAGAAAUUGCCACAACAGGUGCAUCGACUGUUACAAUACUCUCGAAUGGACCAUCAUUGGGAAAUUUCACGCAAUUAACUGACAAUCAUUCCACGAUCAACAAAACCAGUAACUUGUCUGACACUGGAAUGAGGAACUUUGAUCAGACGAGCAACAGCUCUAAUGGAACUUUAUAUUUGAUCAAUUCGACGCUUCUGACCCAAAGCGUUAAUAAUUCACUAAGCACCAUAGAAUCUCUAUACGAUAACUUCACCAAUUUUGAAGUUCAAAGUAAAUGGUACCGCCUGUACGGGUUCCAAAUGGAUCAUACCUUUAAAAUUCUACUGACCUUGGUUUUUCUCUCUGAACUUUUCUCAUCUUCUGCGAAAGGAAUCAGCAGAAGCAUAUUUUGCGACAUUUUGCGACAGAACAAAGGGUCCCGUUCAGGAACCCAUGUUUGGACUACUAUUGGCGCUGUGCUUGGGGGUGGGGUGUUAAUUAUGGCCAUAGGCUAUCAUCACUGUGAUUUUGGCUUAAAGAAUAGUUUCUACUUACAUUUUUUCAGUUUUGCAAUUUUUGGAGCUCUGUCCUUUGUUCUUGGGGCAGUUUUGAAGGAACCUGAGCAGAAGUCACUCUUGGUUCUGAGGUUUGGAAAAACCUUGGCAUAUCUGUGUUGCGAUGUAAACAUGAUAUGUUUUCUUGCUGUACUUCUAGUGCUUGGCAUGGCUGAGUCCCUCAUGUACAACUUUAUGAUGUGGUAUCUACAAGACAUCGGAGCAUCAAUUAUCGUUAUGGGGGUCAUUGUGACCACAACUGCAUUUUCUGAAAUUCCGAUGCUGUGCAUCUCAAAACACUUGAUCCGCUGCUUUGGUCAUCACUGGGUGAUAUUUGUGUCCCUCUUCUGUUAUGGAGGCCGUUUCCUAUAUUUUUCAUACUUUAAAAGCCCUUUGCUUAUAAUUCCCAUAGAGCUUCUUCGUGGGCUUUCAUAUACAACAGUUCAAUCUGCAUGUGGAUCAUAUGCAGCCUCUGUGUCCCUCCAUGGAACAGAAAAGACCUUAAAAGUGAUUUUCUCUACAGUUUACUAUGGUUUCGGUAUGGGUAUAGGUGGCAUUGCUGUUGCACUUUUAUAUCAGAUUUAUGGACCUACAGUUGUUUUUCGCUGCGCAGCUGGGGUGUGUGGUGUAUAUGCGCUGGUGUUUGCGCUGCUUCAGUGUAUUUUAGUGCUACCUGAUGGAGACAGAACUGGUGGGAAGGUAAUGGAAUACCAAAAGAUAAAUUUGGAUGGAGAGAGAGGAGACUUUACUUUUCAGCAAGAUUGGCUGAUGGAAGCCCUUCAAGCAGAAGAGGAUGGCGAAGAUGAGACCCACUUUAUGAAAUGAGUGACUGAUGACUUGAUUUAUAAUAAGUGCAUGGUUAAUUAAACAAAGAAAGGUUAAGAAGAAACAUGCAAUGUGUGGCAAUGUUGAAGAUAGAAAUUUGUUGCCUUUAUCUGGACAGCAAAAAUGAUUGGUAACAAAAACAGUUUACAUAAUGCUGUUUACCUUUCUAAAAACUCUCUUGUUUUAAUAGCAAAACAUGUACAGGAUGUAAAGACAGGGCAUGAAACCUAACCAGGUUCAAUCCUUAUUUUUUGAAAGCUGAUUAGUGCAACUAAUCCAGGAUUUUCCAUCUAAGUUCGUGUAGAGAUUUUGAAGCUACUUUUUAGCUGACAGUUUUGAUUGUGGUGGGUUAAAAUAUGAAACUUAAACAAAAAAAUUAAAACUGACAGACUUUUUCAGGGUUUGGAAAAAUUCAGUUCAACAAAUACCUUGCAAAAUCCUGGUUGGUGUGAAUUGGUUUUCAACCAACCAUUAUGCUUAAUAAAUCAUAACUCACUUGAUUUGGUUAUCCUGUCUUCAUAAAAAGAGAGCUGCUUUAAUUUUUGUCUGAAAUCACAACAGCAUGGAAAAGAAAUGAGUUUGUGUGUCACCAAUAUUGAACUGGGCCUCUAAAAGGCAGAUGAUUGGAUGACAUAAUUGGCUAGUGAGCUGGCUGCCUGGUAACAAAGUGGCAAUGAAUUAAUUUGAUACAAUUUUCUGUUCUGAAUUUUAAAUAAGUUACCAUAAAUAAUUUUUAAUAUCAGCUUUGAGAACACGGUGUUCCACUCAUUGUACUAGCAAACAGUGCUAUUUAACAAUUACAUUAUGAGCUCAAGAUUUCUAUGAGGUGAUAGUUGAUGAGGCCAAAGGUAGAAU